CUUCAGAAUUGAUAUUUUCAACAAAAUGCUACGAAUUGCAUCAAUAUUCCUGCUUUUUGCCAUCUCAGAAAUCAUUGCUCAAGAUUGCGAGAAUAAAGAUACACAAUGUUCUACACCAUCAGAAUUUAAUCAAGACACCAAUUGGCAGUCAGCUACUUCAGUUUACGAUUUUCAUGCAAACGACAUUUUGGGCAAAAAUGUCUCAUUGGAGAAAUAUCGUGGUUAUGUUCUUAUUAUUGUUAAUGUAGCCAGUAACUGUGGCUUAACAGAUAUCAAUUAUAAACAACUCCAGCAGUUAUAUAAUAAAUAUAGCGAUAGUGGUUUGCGAAUUCUUGCGUUUCCUUCUAAUCAAUUUGCUGGUCAGGAGCCGGGCACUUCUGAGGAAAUACUAAACUUUGUGAAACAGUACAAUGUUACUUUUGACAUGUUUGAGAAAAUUGAUGUAAACGGAGAGAAUGCUCAUCCGCUGUGGAAGUGGCUGAAGACACAGAAAAGCGGACUUAUUACCGACGCAAUUAAAUGGAAUUUUACUAAAUUUAUUGUAAACAAAGAAGGUAAACCAGUAGAAAGAUUCUCUCCGUCUACUGAACCAUUAAGUAUGGAAGAAAGUUUGAAAACGUACUUUUAAGUUUGUACAACGCUUGCUUCCUUUCUUUCUGUAUUUUAUACAUAUUUUUAACAAUUUUUUAUUUAGUACACAAAUAUAAA
This is a messenger RNA of Trachymyrmex septentrionalis, 708 nucleotides long. It is a transcript of the gene Gtpx, whose product is annotated as probable glutathione peroxidase 2. Gene Ontology annotation, biological process: response to oxidative stress. Lineage: Eukaryota; Metazoa; Arthropoda; Insecta; Hymenoptera; Formicidae. The transcript is spliced from 2 exons. The coding region runs from base 26 to 628 and encodes 200 amino acids. The record is from RefSeq and is a predicted model, not a curated record. Gene Ontology annotation, molecular function: glutathione peroxidase activity.